UCAAAAGCGAGUCGAUUUUUUCACGCCAUCAGAUUCCGGGACGGGGCCGUCGAUAAAAGUAAUUUUGUGCCACUCCAAAUAAACGGAUACGGUUAAAAUUAGUUUCAAAAUGUGCAAAACGUUGCUGGUCAUUCGGAUUGAUAGUUAGCGAGCUGUAAGAGUGAAAAUCACGUUGGAAAAGUGUCAUUUAAUUUCUGCAACUUUUGCAUGCAAAGCAUUUUUUUCAUGUCGCUUGAAAGUGGAGCACAGUGAAGGAAGACGGUGGCGGUCCGUGCUAGUGUAGGUGGGAAUCAUUCGCCAAACGCGGACCAGUUGCGUCAUUGUGUGAGUGGGGUUGAGUUACGGAAUGAUGACAACGGAAGACAAAGCAGAAAAAGACGCGUUUUGACAGCGAGAUGGAAUUUUUCUUUUUCGUGAAAGUCGAAACGGUUUGAGAUCGAAGAAACUACAGUGAACAAUAUUUCAAUAACUAUACGAAACUUUGGCUUACAGCCCCCCUUAAUUUAAGUGGAAAUGUACGGUAGCUUCGAGUGAAAAUUUUAGUGGAAUUUCGUUCAAUGAUUGACGGAAAAGCUGUCAGUGCGCAGUGAAUGGAUUUUUUAGUGUAUGAAGACGAAAUGACACGGUUAUAAAAGUAGUAACUUCAAUUUAACAUAAAAUCUAGACACCGAAAUAUAAAAAUGGCAUACUAUCAAAUUGUACCGACGGAUGAGCUGAAGAAUCUAUAUCCUCAAUUGAUGGAGAAUGGUGGAAUCCAGCUAGUGAUGGGGGAUGAUGUUCAAUUUGGCUCCCAGCAAGUAAUAUUGACUCAAGACCAACAGGAGUUGUUACUCAAUGAUGCCAAUCAGCACCAACUGCAGCAGAUUGUAUAUCAGCAGGCGACACAACAGCAGCCGCAGGCUCAGCAACCUCCACCGCCGCAGCCCCAACAACAGCAACAACAGCAUGAAACUCACUAUGUAAUACAACAAGAAGAUGGUGCUCUUACGGAUGCAUUUGGGCAACCAACAAAUCAGCCCCAGCAUAUAUACUACUCCGAGGUACAGAAUGAUGGUUCACAAAUGAUUCAAACAAAUUUGGUUCACGAACAACCACAACAAACCACUUUGCAUACGAUGCAAACUGCUGCUGAACAAUUGCAGCAACAGCAGCAGCAGCAACAACAGCAACAGCAGCAUCAAGUGCUUCAAGUUGUCCAUGGCGUCCCGCGGCCUGGACAACAGAUAAUUCUUCGACAACAGCCACAAGAGCUAUCAAAAUCUUCACAAGCGCAACAGCAAAUAACUGUACAACAACCUCAGCAACAUAUUUUGACUCAUCAACCUCCAACACAAGUAAUAUUGCAACAUCCGCCAGGACAUCAAAUAGUCCAUCGGCAACCACAGCAACAACAGCAUCAAAUAAUAUAUGAACAUGUUCAACCACAGGGUCAUACGGUUCAGCAAAGCAUUCAGCUGGCAUCACAGUUGGUUCAUCAAUCACAACCUGUUUCACAACAAGCGCAGGCACAGACUCAACGUCUUAGUAUUCAAAAAAUAACCCCUCAACAACAUCAACAAUACAUUCAGCAACAAAUUCAUCAUCAACAGCAAGUACCGCAACCGCAGCAGGUAAUUCAACAGCCAACCCAAAUGUUACAACCACCACCAGGAGCCAGGCCGUGCUUAAUCAUAACUAAACCUCAGAAUCAACAGGCACAGACAACUACAGUAACUGUUACUCAACAGCAAGCUCAAUCGCCUCAACACAUCGCCCGGAUUCGUAACUAUCGUCCCCGUAAUACAAAACCUACCCCUCGGCAACGCCCUACUCUCCCCGUUACAACUGGUGCCCCAGGUCAAACGCAAGUUCGGCCACCCCGUCCCACCGCAGCGUUGACAAAAAUUACAUCAGCUCCAGUGAUUCGCCAACCCGGUAUUGUUCAAACUCAACAACUUCAGCCUUUAAAUCAACAACAGCCACAGCAACAGCAGCAGCAGCAACAACAACAACAACAACCAGUCGCUUCUCGUACUAAUAUCAUCUUGACCAGUACAGGGCAGAAGAUUGUGGCUGUCAAUCGUCCUCCGCACCUCGUGCCAACGACUUUCAAUGCAGCUAAAACGCAACCUAUAAAACGAGUAGCAUCUGCACCGAAUGUAGUCCCACCUCCACAACUCGUUCCAGUAUCUCAACCUCAGGAGCCAGUUGAAACCCAACCUCAACAGCAACCGGCUCAGCAGCCGACUCAGCAGUCUCCCCAUAAACCUUCCGGUGGAACGUAUUCAAAUGAUCUAGAAGAUCUCGAAGAUAGUAUUCAGGCAGCAGUCGUCGCUAAAGCUCCACCAAAUGCAGCUCAGUCUAGCCCCCAGGCGGUACAGAUGGAUCAAGGAACAAACUAUCAGCAGCAGGAAGUCCAACAGCAGGAAGUUCCACAGCCCCAGCAAAUGCUUCAGCAACAACCUCAGCAAUCCCCGCAACAACAGCAACAACAACAACUGCCGCAAUCCCAUUUGUUCGACGAGACCAGCAGUAUUAUUCAGUUGGGAAAUGGUCAAACCAUGACUGCUGCUCAAUUCCGUUCCUUUCAAGAGAAACAACAAAUUCGUCAGCAAGAAAACUUCCGCGGUGGAUUCAGUCAUCGUGGUCGCGGAAUAAUGACUGCCCGUGGUAUGGUUAUCCGUAAAACGGUUCCUAUCAAUCGGCAGCAACUAGCUCUACAACAGCAGCAGCAGCAGCAACAACAACAGAACGCACAAAUGCAAAUUUCCCAACAACAUCACCUCAUGCAACAGCAACAACAACAACAAUUGGUUCAGCAACAAACUCCGGCUCCUGCAUCGCAGCCGGAACCGGAACCACGCGAGAGUGCAAAGAUGUUGGUCAUUCUGCAAAGUGGAGAGCAACGGUUGAUCACGUUCACCCUGCCGAAGGAGAGCUGCACUGUGCAGGAGCUGCUGGAACAGGUUGGAGUUCAGUUCUCCCCGGAAAGUAACAUUCAGUGUAUAUCGAAUCCUGGCGGCGACAUCGACUACAUCGUGACCGUUGGGGUCACAAUGCAGGAAACCAAUGAAUAUCUGAAAGCAGCGGAAAAUACGAUCAAAAGUCAGCAGCAACAGCAGCAGCAGUUGCAACAGCAACAACAGCAACAGCAACAGCAGCAAGUGCUGGCUCAACAACAGAUGCUGCAGCAACAACAACAACAACAGCAACAGUUGCAUCAGCAACCUCCAAUGCACCAUGCUGGCCCAAUGAGUGUCCCUCAACCGCCACAGGCGCAGCACCAGCAGCAACUGCAGCAAACUCCAUCUCAUCAUCAGCAAUCUCGUUUUAACGAUUCAUUCCGUGCUACGAUGACUCCCACGACGCCGGUUCAGCUCAUUCAAACGCCGCAGAUCACCGUGACCAAUGAAACAUCAAAAUCGGUUGCCGAUCAAAGCGAUCCAAAGAAAGAACCUCCGGUGAAAAUCGUUAAAGGCUUCUUGGCUGUUUGCCACGGUUGUGGGUACACCGGAAUCGAUCACGCCAAGUGUCAACGGUGUAAACGGAUAUUUACGGAAGCACCACGAAAGGUCCCGGAACCGGACAAACCGAUGAUUUCGCCACAUCCGCCCCCACUGGUCCCUACAGCAUCUUCUACACCGCUUCACACCAAGAUGCUUUACGCGACGGAUAAAUCGGUACUAGGAACCGCUGAGCGUGACUCGUUAGUUGGAGUGAAAGGCAUUACGUUGCAGAAGAAACCUUCUCAGUCGAAUCUAGGCGGUAUGCUAUCGAUCCGUGGAAUAGGCAGGGGGAGUGGUUCGGGAGCUAGGGGUGGCCGGGGACGAGGAAGAAGUGGUUCUUCCAAGUAUCAGGACGUGGAACCGGUUGUUUUUACGCUGAGCAGUGACGAUGAGGACCAUGAAUCCAAUGACAACAUAAAAAAUGAUAGCAAAUUAGCGACGACCAGUGAAUUACAGAAGGCUCUACCAACCAUCGGACCCGAUAAUCGGGAACCACUGAAGUGUGAACCAGUCAUCAAGGAAACAGAUAAUAUAGAGGACCUGGUUCGCUUGGAUGUUACUGAUGUAAAGAAUAUGCCGGAUGGCUUGUUCACCCAUCUGGAGUGCCGCACCAUUCGCAUCGGAACUUUGAAGUACGAUACCACCGAUAAGGUGGUGGUGUCUUCGCGAGGGGUUCGCAUCAUCGCACCGAAUGUAAAGCGUUCCAACGAGAAAUGCAUUUUGGAUCUACAGCUGCAGGAGAUUGUCAAAGCCGUAGUGCACUUCUCGAAGGCAUUGAACGUUAUAUUCCUGUACACUCUGCCUUCAUGUGGUGCUUACAUCCGGGAUAGCCUGGAAAUGGGCCUGCCAGAGGAUAAGUUACCUUACUUCAACCCAGUGAGUCGCCAGGAUGAUGCUCAUCGACGCAUUACCCUGGUUAUGGAUCGCAUCACCGAGGAAUCGAAAUCAAUUGUAAAAAGUAUCAUUUUGACUGAGAAAAUCGAAGAAAUCUCUGCGCGGGACGCCAACGAAUUGCUGAUGCGUUCAUGCGGUAGUAGUAAAGGAACCGAGAACAAUUCAAAUAACACUGCGAGUGGAAAUUCGGGUGAUAUUGCAGAAAUUAGAAAGAUUCUCAUCUAUCCACAAGGCAAAGGAGGCAUUUCUAUCAAUACUGAAGACUACAUGUGUUUAGCAAUCGAUCAGUAUCUCAAUGAUGUAAUAAUUGACUUCUACCUGAACUAUUUGAAACUGGAGCUGCUGAAAGACGAGGAGCGAAAGAGUAUACACAUUUUUAGUACGUUCUUCUAUAAACGUUUGACAACCAUCGGAACGCGGCAUCGAGGGCAGGAAAAAGAUCAAAAACUAACUGCCGCUCAAAAGCGUCAUGCCCGUGUGGCUAGCUGGACGAAAAAAGAAAAUAUUUUCGAGAAGGACUUUAUCAUAAUUCCUAUCAACGAGCAAUCGCAUUGGUUCCUGGCUAUCAUUUGCUUCCCUAGCCAGGACAUGCCACUAUCUAUAAAUAGCAAUACUCCCACGCCUAUCAAACGGAAAAAGGCUGCCCCGAAGAACAAAAAUAUAAGCCUUCAGAUAGGAAACACAACCAUCACACCGGUUUCGAAACGGGAAAUGGAAGCUAUCAAUAUCGGCGAUGAUGAGAGCGAACGGGACGAAGCCGAGGGAGACGACAGCGAGCUGGCGAGCGAUGCAGAUGAGACAGACGAAGAGCCGACUGAUACUAAACAACCAAUAAAACAGCCCAUAAUUCUUAUUUUCGAUUCGCUGACUGGUGCAUCCCGAAGUCGUGUGGUGGCUACGCUGAGAGACUACCUAACGUGCGAGUACAAGAACAAGAUGCCGAACAAAGUUCCGAAAGUAUUCAACAAAACCAACAUGCCCGGCCACUGCGUGAAAGUACCGCAGCAGAAUAAUUUCACCGACUGUGGUUUGUACUUGUUACAGUACGUGGAGCACUUUUUCCUGGAUCCAAUCAAAGAUUACCGCACGCCGAUUAAAUUGCACGACUGGUUCGAUACGCUGAUUGUGACAAAAAAGCGAGAGGAUAUAUCCAACUUGCUUAAGGAGCUUAUUGAAAAACACAACCCAGAGGGUCUACCGUUACCGGACAUUAAAUUUCCAACGUUAAAUGGUAAACUAAUAAUCGAUCCGGAUGAAAACUUCAACGACGCAGAAUUCGAGGAGGAGGAAAUGGAGGACGAGGAAUACGUUCCUGGAACCGAAUCAUCCGGGAACGAGCGUCUCACGGAGGAGGAAUCUAGCAAAGUAGUUGGUCCAGUGCAAAGGAAAACCAUAAAACUAAAGCGAUUUAAUUCGGCCGGCAGUGCGGGUUCAGUGACGGGUGCACUAACUAAUUCCACCACCGGCAACAGUGGACAAUCGUUGCUUGCUGCAUCACAGAAACGGCCUCUUGAAACCGCUGGGGCCAACAAAUCGAGUAGUGCAGACUGUAGUUUAAGGACAAAAGUGGCAAAAAUAAGUGAUAGCCCAAAUAAAGCAGUUACUACCCAAAAUUAGAGUAUCGGGCAAUGUAUGAAAGUGAUGGAAAUGCUAAGCUACCCCAUAAAAUAACAUGGAUGAAAGCAGGUCUAAGAAGCAUAAGGUACCGCCAGUUGUUUGAAGAUAGGAUCGCGAAAAAAAAUUGUCGGCGAUUUGUUCCUAUACGCAUGAUCAUUUCUUUUACAUCAGGUCUUGAGAAAAGCAAGAGGAAUAAGUUCAAGAGCUGUUGAACACGUUUUCAGUGUUUUCUAUGCUCUAAUCUGAGUGAUCAGUGUCACAUUUUAUUUAGCUAGAUGUGUAUUUUUAAAGUUUUUUUUUUAAACCGGAAAUACAUUCAAAAUCGUACCGUUGAA
Molecule: messenger RNA, 6331 nt
Organism: Ochlerotatus camptorhynchus
Lineage: Eukaryota; Metazoa; Arthropoda; Insecta; Diptera; Culicidae
Gene: velo
Product: veloren
Exons: 10
Coding region: 681-5996 (1771 amino acids)
Biological process (GO): protein desumoylation; proteolysis
Cellular component (GO): cytoplasm; nucleus
Molecular function (GO): SUMO-specific endopeptidase activity
Source: RefSeq, a predicted model, not a curated record